AUGCUUGGCGGAGACGCGCUUGCUACUGCAAUUAACCACUUAAACGCUCAUCCUCGCAACUGGAUACCCGUUGCCUCCGACGUCGGCCGGAGAAAUGGCUCUUUCUGUGAAUCUACUGCCCACGGGUGGCCAUUUUUGCGACCAAUCUUGACCCAAAUUGUCCAUUCCCGUCUGCAGCGCCUACUUCCUCCACACCCCAGCCGACUCUUCAAUGCGAGUCUGCAAGAAGCGCUUUUGUCACUUGACCGGCCCGACUCGAUUGGGCCGUUGCCACGCCAUUCCUGCUCGUCUUCACACCCCGUCGAUGUGGUCCCACGGAGCAGGCCUGCAAAGCCUGGCUUCUCAGAUUGCAUGAAGCUGCAACUUCUCACGGCCUCUUCCUUCUCCCAUUUCGGCGUGUGCUCAAGCAAGAAGUCUCGUGGUUCAGUCGACGCCUGCAGAAGAGACUUCUGCUCAAAGUCACCUCAACGCUUCAUCCGAAAUUCCCAAUCUCUGCCUUCCCAUCGUCCAUUGCAUAAGCGCCAAGUUGCACAGCUCCGAAAAACUCUUUCUUUCAAGGUCCAGACAGCAUUUGAUCAGGCGUCUGUAUGCAGCUCGAGUGGCUGCAUUUCACACAGGCCCUCCGCUUCAAGGAGUUGUGCUCACAUUUCACAUUCCAUACGAACCGCACACUUCGUUCGCCGUUCCCGUGUCCUCACGACGACUACAUGUGUCUCGCAGAAUCUCUUUUAG
Molecule: messenger RNA, 732 nt
Organism: Protopolystoma xenopodis
Lineage: Eukaryota; Metazoa; Platyhelminthes; Monogenea; Polystomatidea; Polystomatidae
Source: the annotation of a GenBank genome assembly